AUGUUAAACAAACAAUCUCCACCAAUUAAUGCUAUUAUUCUUCAACUUCUCCCUUGUUUGAAGCUUAUUGUCACCACCAGCACUGGAAUUGAUCACAUUGACCUUAGUGUUUGCAAAUGUCGAGGUAUACAAGUUGCCAAUAUAGGAAAAUUGUACUCAGAAGAUGUUGCGGACAUGGCUGUGGCUUUACUCAUUGGAGUGUUAAGCAAAAUUUCAGCAGCUGAUAGAUUUGUUAGAACAACCAUGCAGUUUGACUUCCCACAAUAUCGUUCUAACUCUAAGCUACAUGGAAAGCGAGUUGGAAUUGUUGGAUUAGGAAGCAUUGGCAGGGAAGUAGCAAAAAGGUUAGAGGGAUUUGGAUGCAUUAUUUUGUAUCUCUCAAGGAAGAAAAAUCCCUUCGUUACAUACCCUUUUUAUUCAAACAUGAUUGAACUUGCAUCUACUAGUGAUGCAUUAGUUCUAUGUUGUCCACAAAAUGAACAAACAAGGCACAUUGUGAACAAGGAAGUGAUGUUGGCAUUGGGAAACAAAGGUGUUAUAGUCAAUGUAGGAAGAGGGUCCCUAAUUGAUGAGGUGGAGUUGGUGAAUUGUUUGAUGGAAGGACAUAUUGGUGGUGCUGGUUUGGAUGUGUUUGAGAAUGAGCCUAAUGUUCCUCAACAACUUUUAGCGAUGGACAAUGUGGUUUUGUCACCUCACAAUGCUGCAUUUACUACUGAAACAUACAUGGCUGCAACUCAACUUGUGGAAGAUAAUCUAGAAGCCUUCUUCUCCAAUAAGCCCUUAUUGACACUAGUAAAAUUGGAAUGAAUAACUUAUGAAAAAUGCUUCCGGAGCACUCUUUAAGCAUCUUAAAUAGUAACUUAUAUGUGAA
Trifolium pratense (red clover) is the source of this 871-nucleotide messenger RNA. RefSeq names its product glyoxylate/hydroxypyruvate reductase HPR3-like. The transcript is spliced from 2 exons. The record is from RefSeq and is a predicted model, not a curated record. Gene Ontology annotation, cellular component: cytosol. NCBI's taxonomy places the organism in Eukaryota, Viridiplantae, Streptophyta, Magnoliopsida, Fabales, Fabaceae. Gene Ontology annotation, molecular function: hydroxypyruvate reductase [NAD(P)H] activity; glyoxylate reductase (NADPH) activity; NAD binding. The coding region runs from base 1 to 807 and encodes 268 amino acids.